AUGGCUCGGAAGCGGGUCGUGCAGCGCAUCAAAGCCGUGGAGUCGGAGACACGCUUGCUGGUGGUGGACAAGGAGACGGACGAGUACCUGUGCAGCCUGCGCCUCACCUGCACGGAGGAGAUGGUGCACAGUGGGAUCCUGCUCAACUCCGGCCCCUCGCCCACCAAGUCGGUGGGCAGUGACAACGGGGAGGUCUGGAAGCCCCAGCUGGAGCUGGGCGGGGGCAGCCCCCAGCGCCACGCGCGCGGCUUCUCCUCGCACGGCAGCAGGAAGGAUUUAAACGGGCAGAAGGAGCUGUGCCCACGUCUCUGCCACCUGAAGAAGGGCCCCAAUGGCUACGGCUUCAACCUGCACAGCGAGAAGUCGCGGCCGGGGCAGUUCAUCCGCUCGGUGGAUCCCGACUCCCCCGCCUCCCGGGCAGGGCUGCGGCCCCAGGACCGGCUGGUGGAGGUGAACGGGAUAAACGUGGAAGGGCUGCGGCACUCGGAGGUCGUGUCCCACAUCAAGGCCCGGGAGAGCGAAGCCAGGCUCCUGGUGGUGGACCCUGAAACAGAUGAGUACUUCAAGAAGCUGGGGGUGACCCCCACAGAGGAGCACAGCAAAGGUUUGGUGCCUCAGCCCAUGACAAAUGGAUCCGCCCAGACCCAGCUGAAUGGAGGAUCCACAUCUUCAUCUCACAGUGACCUUCAAAGUCCUGGGAAGGAAUCAGAGGAUGGAGACGUGGAGAAGAGGGACCCGUUUGAGGAGAGUGGCCUGAGCCUGAGCCCCACAGCUGCCGAGGCCAAGGAGAAGGUGCGGGCCAAGCGGGUGAAGAAGAGGGCUCCACAGAUGGACUGGAACAAGAAGAGAGAGAUUUUCAGCAAUUUCUGA
Molecule: messenger RNA, 870 nt
Organism: Chaetura pelagica (chimney swift)
Lineage: Eukaryota; Metazoa; Chordata; Aves; Apodiformes; Apodidae
Gene: NHERF2
Product: solute carrier family 9, subfamily A (NHE3, cation proton antiporter 3), member 3 regulator 2
Exons: 7
Coding region: 1-870 (289 amino acids)
Biological process (GO): protein localization to plasma membrane
Cellular component (GO): apical plasma membrane
Molecular function (GO): signaling receptor binding; protein-membrane adaptor activity
Source: RefSeq, a predicted model, not a curated record